Penicillium daleae is the source of this 348-nucleotide messenger RNA. RefSeq lists its product as uncharacterized. Bases 1 to 348 code for a protein of 115 amino acids. The record is from RefSeq and is a predicted model, not a curated record. The transcript has a single exon. NCBI's taxonomy places the organism in Eukaryota, Fungi, Ascomycota, Eurotiomycetes, Eurotiales, Aspergillaceae.
AUGUUCAGUCAAAUAGCAAUCAUCCAGAUUAACGUAGCUUGCCGCAUCUUCCACAGUCUGGCGAUACGAGCGAAUCACCCGCCCACACUCAUCAAACCACACAGCAAGAACCUUGCCUGCAUUCCGGCCCUCCUCGGCAAACGUCUUCGCAUCGAUGAUGUAGAUGCGGCCCAUGAUCAGAGCCAUAUGGUACUCGUCAUAAAAAAGGGGCCACGGCAGCGCGUCCUCUUCCGGAUCAUAGCCAUCCAUCUCUGCUUGCUCCGCAUCUCCGGCUUCGGCCUCGAUUCCGGAAUCAAGAGCCUCUUUCACGCUAGUCUCGUAUUCCUCGGCGGAUUCAGAGCUUUCUAA